Cetraspora pellucida is the source of this 424-nucleotide messenger RNA. Lineage: Eukaryota; Fungi; Glomeromycota; Glomeromycetes; Diversisporales; Gigasporaceae. The record is from the annotation of a GenBank genome assembly.
ACUGAUUUCAGAUUAACUUUUAUACCAUCCCUUGAAGCCCAUAUGUCUAUCGCUUCUUUUGGCUCCGUCAAUUGGAACACCCCUUGGGACCUUUAUCCUGAAUGUCAAAAUCUUGAAAAUCUUAAAUCAAAAAAUUUAGCUUUACCUAAAUUUGAAAAAAAAAAUUGCGUAAUUUCUAAAUAUCCAUUUUACCUAGCAAUCGAAAAUUGUCAAGAUAAAGAUUACACUACUGAAAAAGUUUGGGAUACCUUUAAAUUAGGUGUUGUACCUGUUAUAUGGGGUGCUCCUAAUAUUCGUUCAUAUUUACCUCAUCCUAAAUCUGCUAUCUAUAUUAAUGACUUUCCCGAUACUGAAUCUCUUGCAAACUAUUUAAAAUAUUUGGCUAGUAAUGAGACAGCAUAUUUAGAAUAUCAUGAAUGGCGAA